Molecule: messenger RNA, 2889 nt
Organism: Prosopis cineraria
Lineage: Eukaryota; Viridiplantae; Streptophyta; Magnoliopsida; Fabales; Fabaceae
Exons: 2
Coding region: 465-2714 (749 amino acids)
Molecular function (GO): zinc ion binding
Source: RefSeq, a predicted model, not a curated record
CGAUUCUGUGUGGCGGUAUUUCCAUUGUCAACCCUCACAGUUGCUCCCUCUUCUGCCCUUCUAAUUCCCAAUCUUCCUCUCCUCUCCUUACCCUUCUUCCCCUAAUUCCGAUUUUCUCCAAUUCCCCGCCAUUUUUCAUCAACUUCUUUUCAAAUUCUCCUCCUCCUUCUGCCUCCUUCCCCUCCGAUCACAAAAACCCUUGCCCUUUGUUCGAUCUACAUCUAAAUGCUUCUGCCCUUUGAUUUUGCAAGUUCCGACCAUUACCCAGUUCCCGUCUUUAUAUUUCUGAUCCCAGCACUCUAGUACGAUACUCUUUUUGGGCUUGGUCUGGCACCGGCGAUAGGAUUCUGCUUCCAAUUCUUCCAGUUGAGAUUUCUCAGGGGUCCUUGCUGCAGGUGUUCCAAGCACUAAGCAGGUUUUUGACUAGUAAACUGAGCGGUAGUUGCUGUCGGUACAUCCACUUGAUGUCUUCAAUGGCUAACCAUGAUUUGAUACUUGGUCAGAGUCACAAUUUAGCCCUUGGCCAUGAUCAGCAAUUGGUGAUGAGCCAUAACCAUAAUUUGGACCUUAGCCAAAACCAUGAUUUGGGUCUGGGACAAACCCAUGAGCAUCAUUUGGGUCUGGGACAAGCCCACGAUCACGAGCUUGGCUUGGGGCAUCCCCAUGAACAUGAAUUGGGUUUGGGACAGGACCAUGAUCAAGAAGGUGGUGAUGAUCACAACUAUGGGCACGAGAAUGAGUUAUCCAUGGAUCGAAAGCCCGAACAUGAUGACCAUGAGCUAGCUCUAUCAGAGAACAACGAGUUGACUGUUUCAGAGAACCAAGAACUCGACGAAAAUCUGGAACUCGCUAUUGUCCAGAACCCAGAAAUGGGGAUUGAUUCUACCCAAGAUAUGAGUGUUCAGCAGUCCCACUCCCAACUAGUUGUUGCUACCACACCACCCAUAAUUCAGGCUCGCACAGUUGCUGUAAGUCCUAAUUAUGAAUUAGCAGUGGGGCAAGAAUUUCCUGAUGUAAAGAGUUGCCGGAGGGCACUGAGGGAUACAGCUAUUGCUCUACACUUCGAGAUGCAGACUAUAAAAUCUGACAAGACACGCUUCACUGCUAAAUGUGCAAGUGAAGGAUGUCCCUGGCGCAUUCACGCAGCAAAGCUCCCCGGAGUUCCAACUUUUACUAUUAGGACAAUUCAUGAGAAUCAUACAUGCGGAGGAAUUCAUCAUCUUGGUCAUCAGCAGGCGUCUGUUCAAUGGGUUGCGAACUCUGUGGAGCAAAGGCUGAGAGAGAACCCUAAUUGCAAGCCAAAGGAGAUACUAGAAGAGAUUCACCGGGUUCAUGGCAUCACUUUAUCAUACAAGCAAGCAUGGAGAGGCAAGGAGCGCAUCAUGGCUGCCAUGCGCGGAUCAUUUGAAGAGGGAUACCGCUUGCUCCCGCAAUACUGUGAACAAUUGAAACGAACAAACCCGGGCAGUAUAGCAUCUGUUUACGGAAACCCAACCGAUAACUGCUUCCAACGCCUCUUCAUAUCUUUUCAAGCAUCGAUAUAUGGUUUUCUAAAUGCUUGCAGACCACUCUUGGGGCUUGAUAGAACCUAUUUGAAGAGCAAGUAUCUUGGUACUUUACUUCUUGCGACAGGAUUUGACGGUGAUGGGGCUCUGUUUCCUCUGGCAUUUGGUGUUGUUGAUGAGGAGAAUGAUGAUAACUGGAUGUGGUUCCUGUCUGAACUUCAUAAUCUGCUCGAGAUUAACACAGAAAACAUGCCGAGGCUUACAAUUUUGUCUGACAGGCAGAAAGGAAUUGUGGACGGAGUGGAAGCAAAUUUUCCUACUGCUUUCCAUGGAUUUUGCAUGCGUCACUUGAGCGACAGCUUCCGCAAAGAGUUCAAUAACACAAUGCUUGUUAAUCUUCUAUGGGAAGCAGCACAUGCUCUCACUGUUAUUGAAUUUGAAGCAAAAGUUCUAGAGAUUGAAGAGAUAUCACAGGAUGCUGCAUACUGGAUUCGAAGAAUUCCUCCUCGUUUAUGGGCGACUGCUUAUUUUGAGGGGCAGAGGUUCGGUCACUUGACAGCAAACAUAGUGGAGUCUUUAAAUAAUUGGAUACUGGAAGCGUCCGGGCUUCCCAUAAUUCAAAUGAUGGAAUGCAUCAGAAGGCAGCUGAUGACUUGGUUUAACGAGCGCCGGGAGACGAGCAUGCAGUGGACAUCCAUACUGGUUCCGUCUGCCGAGAGACGGGUGGCGGAGGCGCUGGAGCGCGCGCGCACCUAUCAGGUGCUUCGCGCUAAUGAAGCAGAAUUUGAAGUGAUAUCCCACGAAGGCACAAACAUCGUGGAUAUUCGGAACCGGUGCUGUCUGUGUCGUGGGUGGCAGCUCUAUGGGCUGCCAUGUGCGCACGCGGUGGCGGCGCUUCUGUCAUGCAGGCAGAAUGUGCACAGAUUCACCGAAAGCUGUUUCACUGUGGCAACUUACAGGAAGACUUACUCUCAGACCAUACAUCCCAUUCCCGAUAAAUCGUUGUGGAAAGAGUUGUCGGAUGCCGAUCCCAGUGCGAGCCAGGCUGCUGAAAUCAUUAUAAACCCACCCAAAUCACUUCGCCCUCCUGGACGACCGAGGAAGAAGCGAGUUCGGGCCGAGGACCGCGGCCGGGUAAAGCGGGUCGUGCAUUGUAGUCGUUGCAAUCAGACUGGCCACUUCAGAACCACUUGUGCAGCUCCCAACUAACGUUGGCGGUCUGCUUAACCCCAAGUGAAGUCAUUACUGUUCUUGUUACUAUUAUUUAUUAGUCUCUCAUAGUUAAAGACUGUCCAUCAAUUAAAUGUGAAUGAAUUUGAGGUAGUUGCUUUAUUGUGAAUAAUAGUAUACUCUCAAAUCAUUACUGCCGUUUAUCUCUGCUUCA